GCUCAGCCUCCACCGGAGUUGUUGUGGAGCGUGCGCUCAGUGUGAUACUGUGCGUAAAAUCCACCUACCUGUCAGACGCAGAAGCGGUGCCAUGGCGGGCAGAGCUCGGCGGCGGGCAAAGUCCAUUCUUACACACAUGGAAUAACUUCCUUUUAAACGGAUGCCAUAUGCUGUGCCACGGUGACAGUUUCCCAGAGCUGAUAAUGUGAAGUAGAAAGGUGGGUCCGUCCGUCUCCAUCGACUCAGUUGCGCAGAGGAACGAUGCUGAUCGAAGCUGCGGGAAGAUUUUCCACCACAGUUACCAGACUGCCAAAUCUUCUUUGGAGUUCAUCCUCUGAUCCACAAGACGUGUGAACCUGCCAUUAUGGAGAGCCUCAGUGAGCUCCAGAACCCCCUGCUAGACAAAACCAGCAAACACGUGGUGCACAACGAUUACCAGGGUUACCAGUGUGACUACCCGAGCCAGCCUUACCAGGACAACCUCAUUGGCUACUACUACACUGAGACUAAUGUCAAGCAUAAGACUCAACAGUUCUUGGAUGCCACAUCCCUGCAUCUAGCUGUGGAGGCCUUCUACAGGCCCAACUUUAUCCUGUACAAGGAUGACGUGAGUCUUCACAGCAAGGACUCCAAGAGUGAAAGUUUUGAGACGACUUUCACAGAGGGUAAGGACGCUGUGUUGGAUGGAGCUUCCACAGAAAACUCUCUGGACAGCACACAAGGGGAGAAGGAUGUGAAGAUCCAGACGGUGUCGUACGAGGUGGAAGAGGAGCAGGGUCCUGAGUAUGAGAGUGACAGCUCCAGUGACAGUGAGAGCGAGGACAACUUCAUAGUGCUGCCCCCUCGGGACUACCUCGGCCUCGCCAUCUUCUCCAUGCUCUGCUGCUUCUGGCCCUUGGGCAUCGUUGCCUUUUACUACUCUCACAAGACUGGCAAGGCCAUCGCUAAGGGAGACUUCUCCAGAGCAGGAAUGAGCUCCAGAAGAGCCCUAUUCCUGGCUGCUCUUUCCAUCACCAUUGGAACAGGGAUGUAUGUGGGGGUGGUUGUGGCCCUCAUAGCCUACCUUUCCAAGCCUGGACACGUAUAGCAAAGCGAACGGUCUACUUAGGGGAAAAUAGAGAGAAAGAAGAGGUCCGAUGGGAGGAAGGUAAAAGACUGGUUGGGCAGAUCUCUUCGCCUCUCCUGAAGGUGUGUGCCUGUGUUGCUGCCUGGCUGUCCACAUAAAGAAAAGGCAAUAUGAAGAAAAAAGAUUAAACCAGAAAGAAAGAAAAAAACAAGAUGCGUGGAUGGAGUAUUACUCGAACUGCAUAUUGAUCCGGACUGAAUCUUUAUUUCUGGGAUGCAACACUCCCACCAAGGUAUUCCACCACCACCACAAGAAGAAGAAGAAGAAGAAGAAAAGACUGCACUGAGAAAGAUGACUACUCUUCCACAAAACUGUGCAGUAUAUGUUAGUCAAAAACUGAUCUCAUAGCAGUAAAGAACUACCUAUCUUUCACCACAUUAGUUGUUGACAGCAGGUUUAUUUUGCCUUUAUAGAGCUGUAGAUGUAUUCUCUGUCAGUACUAUUGCAGAUUGUGUAUUUUCCACUUUGUAAAUGCAUUUCAGCCAGUGGAUUUUUAUGUGAUUGUUUAUUCAAUGAACAUAUACUGCAAACAGAGACAAGUGGACCUUUAAUUGAAAGACAGCAAAGGCGACUGUCACAGUGUACAGAAGGUUGCUGAGCAGUGGUCAAGAGGGUUAUUUGUGUUAAUUGUACCCUGUAAAUUUAGUCAAUAAAUACAUUUGGCAUGAAUACUGAAA
Messenger RNA from Micropterus salmoides (largemouth bass), 1803 nucleotides. Its product is annotated as synapse differentiation-inducing gene protein 1-like. The transcript has 4 exons. The coding region runs from base 365 to 1087 and encodes 240 amino acids. Gene Ontology annotation, cellular component: membrane; intracellular membrane-bounded organelle. Lineage: Eukaryota; Metazoa; Chordata; Actinopteri; Centrarchiformes; Centrarchidae. The record is from RefSeq and is a predicted model, not a curated record.